Molecule: messenger RNA, 483 nt
Organism: Penicillium taxi
Lineage: Eukaryota; Fungi; Ascomycota; Eurotiomycetes; Eurotiales; Aspergillaceae
Gene: cyn1
Product: putative cyanate hydratase
Exons: 3
Coding region: 1-483 (160 amino acids)
Molecular function (GO): cyanate hydratase activity; DNA binding
Source: RefSeq, a predicted model, not a curated record
AUGUCUCUCGCAACUCUAGAUAAAUCUCAACACCCAAGCCUUCCGGAGUCGGCAACAACCCUCUUCUCUGCAAAAGCAGCCAAAAAGCUGAGUUUCGAGCAAAUCGCCCAGCACAUCGGACGCAAUGAAGUAUCCACGGCCGCAAUUUUCUACGGUCAAGCCAAGGCAUCCGCCGAGGACAUUCACGAGCUAUCAAAACUGCUCGAGAUUCCCCAGUCUCUCCUUGAAGAACAGCUCAGUGGAUUCCCUGAUCGAGGCCGCUCUGUCCAGAUGCCUCCUACCGAACCACUGAUCUAUCGAUUGUAUGAGAUUGUGCAGAACUACGGGUAUGCGUAUAAGGCUGUGUUGAAUGAGAAGUUUGGAGAUGGUAUUAUGAGUGCUAUUGCAUUUUCAACUAAAGUCGAGAAGGAGACUGAUGCUGACGGUAAUAACUGGGCUGUAAUCACUCUGCGGGGUAAAUGGCUGCCCUUUACUCGAUGGUAG